Messenger RNA from Mycosarcoma maydis (corn smut), 1911 nucleotides. RefSeq lists its product as uncharacterized. Gene Ontology annotation, biological process: retrograde transport, endosome to Golgi. Gene Ontology annotation, molecular function: phosphatidylinositol binding. Bases 1 to 1911 code for a protein of 636 amino acids. The record is from RefSeq and is a predicted model, not a curated record. NCBI's taxonomy places the organism in Eukaryota, Fungi, Basidiomycota, Ustilaginomycetes, Ustilaginales. The transcript has a single exon.
AUGAGCACGGCACAUAACGAUGAUAUGAACCCAUUUCAGAUUCCGGAUGACGAGCGUAGUGUGACCAACCCAUCCGCACCGACGCAAGCAUCAACAGCAUCCUCGCAUUCAUCCUCGAACACUGGCGAUCAAGAUGCUCAUGUUCCUGAAGAUGACGAUGAGCAAGGCUGGACAGGUUCUUCCUCUCGUGCGCAAAUCAACGCUGCAGCAGAUGCAUCUUCCAACAUCAAUCCCGCUUCUUUGCCUGCUUCGAUCCAACGCGCCACGCUAGCGUCGCCACCGUCGAUCAUCGAAAUUGUAGAUGCGCAAAAGUCGAGCGAUGGCGGCUCGUCUUUCAUCGUGUACGUCAUUCAAAACGGCGCCACGGAAGCCAAGAGGCGAUACUCGGAGUUCGAGGCGUUACGCGAGGCACUCGUCCGAUUGCAUCCCACCAUUAUCAUCGCGCCCAUUCCGUCCAAGCAUACCCUCAGUGACUACGCAGCCAAGCAGAGCAAGGCAAAAGAAGAUGCCACCAUCAUCGCGCGUCGCAAACGCAUGCUCCAGAGCUUUCUGCGCAGAUGCGAUAACCAUCCCAAGCUUCGAGGCGAUGAAGUGCUUCAGAAAUUCCUCGAUGGACGCUAUCACUGGAACGAUAUCACCGCUUCGCCUCCUCUAUCUCACUUGCCCAAGAACAAUCUGCGUGCUCCCGUACAGAACCCAGCUGAUCCACAUGCAAGCCCUGCGUACGCUCACCUACCGUUGCCCUCCUCGGUGUCUUCGCUGCGACAUCCGAAUCAGCGCUUUAUCGAUUCGGAAGCUUUUACAAAUCGAUUCACCAACCACCUCUCCGGAAGCAUGGAAAAGGUGAAUCGUCGUCUCAUGCGACGUUGGACCGAGACCUCGACCGACUAUGCCGAGCUUGGUGCCAUCCUCAACGGUUUCUCGCUCACCGAGUCUGGGCAGCUUGCUACCGCUAUCGAGCGUACAGGUCAGGCCGCGGAUGCCGCCUACAUUGCCACUGGCCAAAUGCUCAAGCAGUGGGAAGAAAAAUUCACAGAGCCUCUGCACGAGUAUACACAGUUUGCUGCUAUCCUGCAGAAGCUGCUCAAAUGGCGCCAUCUCAAACAUCUACAGUACGAGCUGGCACAAGACGCUCUCGAGGCGAAAAAGACGCAGCUGGAAGAGCUUGAGCGGGUGGAGAACGAGGCAAAGCGUUUGGAAGAAGCUUUGGAGCGCGGUGGAGCAGGCUUGGUCAACGGCGGUGGACGUGUGACGGGUGGUGGCAUCGAUGCGAAUGGUAUUCGGGAUGGGGUGGGAUCUGGCUUUCGCCCUACGGCUUCUGUGUACGGACGCGCAAGCGGUGAAGAGGGUGACGGUGCCAAUGGUAGUAGCACAAAAGCAAGCGGCAGCGGCAAGAGCAACGGCGAUGCUGCUAAUUCUACAUCGGAAGCGAAUGGGGCCAACAACGUAAGAUCACGGGCAACGUCGCCACCUUCGUCUCCGUCAAAACGCUCCUCAUCGCGGUCUACUGGCUAUGGUCUUUUGGGCGCCAUCACACACACGUUCCAAAGCGUCAUGGAUGUGGACCGCGAUGCAUCACGUCGUAGCACCAUCUCCAAGCUUCGAGAAGACAUUACUCUGCUCGAAGAAGGUCUCACGCUCACCGCCAACGAUCUGCACUACGCCACGGCUGCAAUUCAGGCCGACCUGGAUCGAUUUCAACGCCAAAAAGUGAGCGAUCUGAAGGACAUGAUGCUCGACUUUGCCAAGAUGCACCGUGAGUUUGCUCAGACCAACCUGGACAACUGGAAGGAGGCCAAGAAAGAGAUUGAUGCAGUGGAGAAGCCGGCAGGGAUGCCAGAAAGCAGUUUAACCAGAAGAGAGAGGGAAGGCGUGAGCACACCUGGAGCUGGGAUGGGGAGGAGAUCGUAG